CUUGCUAAUCAGUAUACCACAUUGCAACUAACAAAGAUGGUUCUCUCAAUAUUUCAGCUCCUUCUUAUCCCUCUCAUCUUUUCCUUCACUAUCUUAUUGUUCUUGAUUCCUUUCAAAUUGCUUUCAUCUCCUUCUAAACCCCGUAAAAACCUACCACCAUCCCCGCGAAAGCUUCCAAUUAUUGGAAACCUUCACCAACUAGGCUCAAGCCCCCAUCUCUCUUUACGAGCCAUAAGCCAAAAACACGGGCCACUUGUGUUGAUUCACCUAGGUAGUGUACCCGUGUUGGUAGUGUCCUCAGCUGAAGCAGCUAGAGAAAUCUUGAAAACCCAUGAUUUGAUAUUCUCGAGUAGACCAAAGCUAUACAUUCAUGACAAGCUUAGUUAUGGUUCUAAAGACAUAGGAUUUGCCCCAUACGGCGAGUAUUGGAGGCAGGUCAAGAGCAUUACGGUGCUCCACCUUCUAAGCCGUAAACGAGUUCAAUCCUUUAGAAAGAUAAGAGAAAAGGAAACAAUUAAUAUGAUUGAAACGAUUGGCAAAAGUUGUGGCUCUGUAGUUGAUGUGACUCAGUUGCUUUUUUUGCUUACUAACAACCUAUUAUGUCAAGUGGCCUUAGGAAAGACAUAUAGAGAUUUAAAGUUAAUGGACUUGUUGUCAAGAUCUCAGCACCUACUUGGUGCUUUUGUUGUAGGGAGUUAUAUUCCGUCGUUAUCAUGGGUGGAUCAAUUGCGUGGUUUAGAACGAGAAGCAAAUGAAGUUGCUAAAGAAUUUGACGAGUUUCUUGAUGUUAUUAUUGACGAGCAUAUAGAUAAGAAUAUGAAGGCAGAUGCUAAUGGUGAUGGAGGAAAGGAAGAAGGCCAAGAUCUGGUUGAUAUCUUACUCGACCUUCAAAAGGGAAACUCAACCAACUUUACAUUUGAGAGAGAUACCAUUAAAGCCGUCAUCUUUGAUGUGUUUUCUGCCGGAACCGAUACAACAUACUCAAAUGUAGAAUGGACACUAAGCGAGCUAGUAAGAAACCCGGAUAUAAUGAAGAAGCUACAAACAGAGGUAACAAAAAUAGCUCGAGGAAGAUCAAUGGUCACAGAGGAUGAUACGCAUGAAAUGCAUUACAUGAAAGCCGUUCUUAAAGAGAGCUUGCGAAUACACCCUCCAGUCCCACUACUAGUUCCUCAUGAAUCAAGGGAGGAUGUGAAUAUAAUGGGGUAUGAUAUCGCAAAAGGCACCCAAGUGAUGGUUAAUAAUUGGGCAAUAGCAAGAGAUCCUUCGAUAUGGGAAGAACCGGAGAAAUUUAACCCCGAUAGGUUUUUAAACAGUUCCAUGGACUAUAAAGGAUUCCAUUUUGAAUAUAUACCUUUUGGUGCUGGCCGAAGAGGGUGUCCUGGUACUGAAUUUGCUAUGGUAACUAACGAGGUUGUGUUGGCAAAUAUAGUUCUCAAGUAUGAUCUGGCAAUGCCAAAUGAUGGCAAACCCGAAGAAUUAGACAUGACUCCAGCUCCCGGAUUAUCUGUUGUUAGGAAGUCUCAUCUACUUGUUGUGCCUUCAUCUCGUAUCUAGUAAAGUUCGUGAUGGUGUCGGAUAAAAUGCUUAAAUGAUAAUAUUGCAAUAAUAUUUUUAAUAAAUUCUACUUCUGGUA
Molecule: messenger RNA, 1636 nt
Organism: Erigeron canadensis
Lineage: Eukaryota; Viridiplantae; Streptophyta; Magnoliopsida; Asterales; Asteraceae
Product: cytochrome P450 Tp4149-like
Exons: 2
Coding region: 37-1557 (506 amino acids)
Molecular function (GO): iron ion binding; heme binding; monooxygenase activity
Source: RefSeq, a predicted model, not a curated record